Messenger RNA from Zootermopsis nevadensis, 2304 nucleotides. Its product is annotated as multicopper oxidase 3. The record is from RefSeq and is a predicted model, not a curated record. Lineage: Eukaryota; Metazoa; Arthropoda; Insecta; Blattodea; Termopsidae. Gene Ontology annotation, cellular component: plasma membrane. Gene Ontology annotation, molecular function: oxidoreductase activity; copper ion binding. Gene Ontology annotation, biological process: iron ion transport.
AUCAAACACAAAGAAACUGCUCAACAGCAACCAUAACCGAUGCCACUCUGCAAAAUUACGUCGCUCGUGUGUGAAAGAACCGAGGUCAAAAACGCCGAGCAUAUCGCAUGGAGUUGACGACCUACUAGCCGUGUUCAGUGACCAACUCACGAGCGCCGUGACUUUCUCUAACCAACUUCAGUGCAGUUCAAGGCUUCCUGGCGGCCGGUUGCGUGAUACUGCAGCUCACCAAAACUUCCUCAGCAGAAUGGGCGCGAGGUGCUGGAAGCCACGAGGGCCACUGCUACUGGUGUUGCCUAACGUGACGGCGUUACUCCUGCUUGCUGGGACGUUUCUCAUGCUGAACUGGCCUCCUGUCUCCAUCAGGUCGACUGCAGUAAGGAUGAGUCGCGGUGGCGAACAUGUGGAGCAGCUGGAGAAGUCAAGAGACUGUUCUCGGCCUUGUUUGGAUGGAGAGAAGGCUAAAGAAUGCCACUUCAAAUUUGUGCUGGAGACGGUCCCUACAGUUGACAGAGGAUGUUCAAAAUGCCCGGCCAAUGAAACCGAAUGUGUGGAGCGACACUGUGUUCUUGGAGAUGGGGUGCAGAGGAUAAUGCUGUCUGUGAACAGGAAACUGCCAGGAACCGCUGUCCAGGUUUGUGAGGGCGACACUGUCGUCGUGGAUGUCGAGAGCCAUCUGCCCGGCCUAGAGACAGCCCUGCAUUGGUACGGGCAACUCCAGCGAGGAACUCCGUACAUGGACGGAGUCCCAAUGAUUACGCAGUGUCCCAUACAGAGCGAGACGAAUUUUCGGUACAAGUUUCGGGCUUCAAACCCUGGAACCCACUUCUACCACUCUCAUUAUGUUUCUCACCAUGCAGAUGGAAUAUUCGGCCCCUUCAUCGUGAGGCAGACUCCCCGACUUGAUCCCAACUCUGACCUCUACGAUUAUGAUCUUGAAGAACACAUCGUGACUAUCUCUGCUUGGUCACGCUACGCAUUUGUUUACAACCUUAACUUGCCAGAGAAUAUGCACUUAUCUUCAAUACUUAUCAAUGGAAAGGGAACUUACUUUAAUCCAGAUUCAAAACCAGGAAGCCAGAUGCCAAAAACUAGAUUUGCAGUGAAGCGGGGUGGCCGAUACCGUUUUCGUGUCAUAAAUGCUGCACCUCUGGACUGCCCAGUACAACUUCAGGUGGAGGGCCAUAGACUGAUGAUCAUUGCAUCUGAUGGAGCACCAGUGAAAUCCACAGAUGCUUCACAUCUGCUAUUAUUUCCAGGUGAGCGGUAUGACAUAGUUUUAAAUGCUGAUCAGCCAUCGUCGUCAUACUGGAUAAUGGUCAGAGGACAUGAUCAAUGUAAAAAUCUUCAUCAGGAAGCUCUGCUUGUCUAUGAUGGAGCAACUUUGCCUCAUAAACUGAAUGAUAUUACCAAAUCUUCUCUAAGUGAACUGUCUGCUGCUAUGGUGAAGCUGUGCCCCAGUUUGUCUUACCCAACUUGCAGACCACAAGAAAUAAAGUCGCUGCAAACAGCAGACACACAGAAUAACCUUGCAAAACUGCAGGUACCUCAGGCUGACAUGAAACUGUUCAUUCCCUUUGAUGUUUAUGCUUAUGAUGGCUUUACUGAUGCAGAUGUCAACUUCGGUUUCAGUUUGAAAGAGUCUUUAUACUCUCCAAGCUACCUGUAUAACAGGAAUACUCCUGUGCAGCUGUCUCAGGUGGACAGACUGACAUUUAGAUAUCCAUCUUCUCCAUUGCUGAGCCAGCCUGAGUUUAUACUCAGAGAGAUGCUGUGCGAUGAGCAGUGCCGGAACCGCAAGUUCUGCGAGUGCCUCCACAUAGUUCGUGUUCCUCUCAAUGUCGCUCUGGACGUAGUCCUCGUCGAUGAAGGUUAUGGUAGUAAUCACUCCAACACAUUUCAUCUACAUGGAUACAAUUUCCUUGUUCUGGGUUCUGAGUCUCUUGGUCAUCCUGUAGAUGUGGCUGAGAUUAAACAGAUUGACAGUCAUGGCUUGCUCUCCAGAAACCUUGUGGAUGCUCCCAGAAAAGACACAGUCGUAGUCCCUAAUAAAGGCUACACGAUCAUCCGUCUGUUUACCGAUAACCCCGGUUAUUGGCUGUUUGAGGUUCGUUCAGAAAGCUCCAUCAUAGGAGGAGGGUUGCAGUUCAUUGUCCAAGUAGGCGAACAGAAUCAUCUUCCUCCAGUACCACCAGAUUUUCCUCAUUGUGGUACCCAUAAAUGGCCAAAUUUCGUAUUUUGACAUAUUGUUAAUAUUUAUGUUUGUAAUUUUGUGUUUAAGAAUAAAGUUUAUUUAUUCUUUCA